AUGUCUGGAGGCAAGUCUAUCAUUGUUUUAGGCGCCGGGGUUAUCGGGCUGACCACGGCCUUGAAGAUCCAGGAGCAGGAGGGCUAUCAGGUUACGAUUGUAGCUGAAAUCUUUCCUACCGAUCCAAAGUCUAUCAAAUAUACCAGUCAGUGGGCGGGGGCCCAUCAUGUGAGCUUUGCAUCUUUGGAUGACCCUCGCCAUGCUCUCGACGUGCAGACGUUCCACGAAAUGUGGAAGCUUUCUGAAGCCGGAGAAGCUGAAGGUUGCUUUAUGAGACUCCAACAAACCGAAUACUUUGGGUACCCCAGGUCCGAUCCCAGUCCUCUCCAGCACAUGCCCGAGUUCCGCAAGCUCUCGAAAGAGGAACUCAUCGAAGGCGCUCAAGGUGGUGAAACUUUCCAAACCAUCACAAUCGACACCCCUCUCUACCUCAACUACCUCCUCACCAAGUUCCUCUCCCGUGGCGGCAAGAUCGUCCGAGGUUCUGUCCAACACCUCUCCCAGCUCGCCGAGAACGGUGUGACGCCCUUCCUCGAAGCUUUCCAACGCAAAUACCGAGAUGCUACACCCACACCCCCCGACGCCAUCGUCGUAUGCGUCGGGCUCGCGGCUAGACAUUUGGGUGGUGUGGAGGACCAUGACAUGUACCCGAUUCGAGGACAGACGGUGCUGGUUAGGGCCCCGUGGAUCAAGUUUGGGAGGACAUGGAGUCAGGACAAGACGUGGACAUACGUUAUUCCAAGGAGGAGUGGGGAUGUGAUUUUGGGUGGGACGUUGGGUGAGGACGAUUGGUACCCUACACCUCGUCCGGAGACGACGCGUGAUAUCCUCGAACGUACUUUGAAGUUGUGCCCGGAGCUCGUGCCUCCUAAUCUUCGGAAGGGGGAGGUACCGACGGUUGAGGAGCUUCUGCCUCUGGUCGUCGAGGAAGGCUGUGGGUUCAGGCCAGGGAGGAAGGGUGGCUUGCGGAUCGAGGCAACUGAGAUUAAGACGUCGCCUUCCAGUGACAAGAAGAUUCCUGUCAUCCACAACUACGGACAUGCUGGAUCAGGUUACAUUGCGUCUUUCGGAUCUGCAGCCAAGGUCGUUGAACUCUUGAACAAGGCCCUUGGUCGAGUCUAG
Molecule: messenger RNA, 1122 nt
Organism: Coprinopsis cinerea okayama7#130
Lineage: Eukaryota; Fungi; Basidiomycota; Agaricomycetes; Agaricales; Psathyrellaceae
Product: D-amino-acid oxidase
Exons: 6
Coding region: 1-1122 (373 amino acids)
Molecular function (GO): D-amino-acid oxidase activity; FAD binding
Source: RefSeq, a predicted model, not a curated record